This is a messenger RNA of Hemicordylus capensis (graceful crag lizard), 5727 nucleotides long. RefSeq names its product SLAIN motif family member 2 (gene SLAIN2). Gene Ontology annotation, cellular component: microtubule plus-end. NCBI's taxonomy places the organism in Eukaryota, Metazoa, Chordata, Lepidosauria, Squamata, Cordylidae. Bases 936 to 2843 code for a protein of 635 amino acids. The transcript has 9 exons. Gene Ontology annotation, biological process: cytoplasmic microtubule organization; positive regulation of microtubule polymerization; microtubule nucleation. The record is from RefSeq and is a predicted model, not a curated record.
AACCCUGCCGGCUCAGGUGUUCUGGGGUAGGAUGGAGAGUUAACCUUACCAGUGGCAAGGGAAAAGGCACAUCCAACGGAGGUUCAGGCGGCACACCCUCCUUGCACUACUAAGGCCACUGAAAGUAGGUUCCAGGGGCGCGAAUACAGAUCAGGGCGCAUUUUCCAGUCAAUAGGAGUAGACGAUGAUGUCAUACUUGCCAUGUAGGGACAUGGGGAAAUAGGGACGUGUUAGCAGGUAUGUGAUGUGCCUAAGGCCCGUGUACGAGAGCUAGGCCUCCUUGGGGAAGAAGCACUAAGGGCUUUCCAAGUCGGUGAGAAGAAAGACUCGAGGCGGGGAGGAGGCGUAGCUACCCUUAACGGCCCCUGCUCCAGCAGCAGGAGCUCCUCUCGCUCGCGGGGUGUGUGUGUGUGUGUGUGUGUGUGUGAACUCAUCCCCCGCCGCGACCGUUGUCCAGGCGCCGCCUGCGUGCCUCCCUCGCAGCCCCACACCCGGCGACUACCGUUCCGUGAGUCUCUUCUUCGCUCGCUUUCCCAGCCGCCGGGGGCUUCUAGCUUCAGAAGAGACGGGCGGCUCCCACCCGCGAAGGAGAAAGAAACGGAGGAGAGGAAAGGACAUGGCGGUGGCCGCAGCCGGAUAUGUGUGUCCGCCUCCCUCCGUCACGGGCCGCCACCGGCGCAGCUGACUUGGCCGGGCCCAGCCCCGAAACAGGAGCCGUGGCGGCGGCGGCGGCGGCAACAGUAAUAGUAGUCGUGAGAGCCGAGGCUGCGCUUCCCCGCCCGGCCAUGUAGAGGGGGCCCGCCCCGCUCAGCCCAUCUUGAGAGACAACCAGCCGCCUCAGUCUGAGGGGAAGGAAAGCGGGAGAGGUUGAGAGGCGGCGGCGGCGCCUGGUGAGGCGAGAGGGUCGUCGGGUCGGGCGGAGCCGCCGGGGCGCCAUGGAGGACAUCAACUCCAACGUGAACGCCGACGCCGAAGUGCGGAAGCUGCAGGAAUUGGUGAAGAAGCUGGAAAAGCAGAACGAGCAGCUCCGUAUUCGUAGCGCAGCUGGGGCUCCCGGCGGCAGCCCGAAGCGGCUCCCCAGUGGAAACGGGGGUGGCGGGUCGGGCGCUUGCACGCCUCCGCCUCUUGCUGCAGCCGCCACUACCGCUCCACUAUCGCCUUCCUCGUCGUCCCCCGCCGCCAGGGGCAGCCCGCUGCUCCUGGGGCUCGAGAACCGCUGCCUCAGCCCAAAGGCCGGGCCCAGGCGGCCUCUCUCGAGUGAGGAGAGCGGAGGAGGCGGCGCGGCGGCAGUUGAGGUUGCAGUAGCAGGGGGAGCCGGAGAAAAUGCGAGUCUCCUGGACGAAGUGGAGCCGCUGAGGCCGGACGAGCUGGAAAGACUGGCCGGCUGCGAGGAGGACGAGACGGGCUGGUUAUAUACCUCACCCAAAAAGAAAGUGACCCCGGUGCAAAAAUCUAUCAGUCCACUGGUUUGGUGCAGGCAGAUACUGGAUUACCCAACUCCUGAUAUUGAAUGUGCUAAAAAGUCAUUGAUCCACAGACUUGAACAGACUAUGUCAGCCCUCAAAAGACACAGCCUCUACAGUAAUCCAUUCUGCAAUGUCAAUUAUGCCAACUCCUACAGUCCAAAUGCUGGCAGUCCCUAUAGCAGUAGCUUCACCUCUCCUUCCUCCACACCGGUGAAACCUCCUUUAGUAAAACAGCUUGUACUUCCUGGCAACUCAGGUCAUUUCAAAAGUUCAUCAGAUAGAAAUCCUCCUCUGAGCCCACAAUCCUCUAUAGACAGUGAAUUAAGUGCUUCAGAAAUGGAUGAAGAUUCAAUUGGAUCAAAUUACAAAUUAAAUGAUUUAACAGAUGUGCAAAUAUUAGCUCGGAUGCAAGAGGAAAGUCUUCGGCAAGAAUAUGCAGCUACUGCUUCUCGGCGUAGUUCUGGUUCUUCAUGCAGCUCUAUGAGGCGGGGUACAUUUAGUGACCAGGAACUUGAUGCACAGAGCUUAGAGGAUGAAGAAGACAGCUGCCAUCAUGCAGUGCACCCAGCUGUUAACCGCUUCUCUCCAUCACCACGCAAUUCACCACGUCCUUCACCAAAGCAGUCCCCAAGGAAUUCUCCUAGGUCUCGAUCACCUGCUAGAGGAAUAGAAUACAGUAGAGUGUCACCCCAGCCGAUGAUUAGCCGCUUGCAGCAGCCUCGUCUUUCACUUCAAGGCCACCCCACUGAUUUACAGACUAGCAAUGUCAAAAAUGAAGAAAAACUAAGGCGUAGUCUUCCAAACUUGUCCAGGACAUCUAACAUCCAAGUUGAGUCUGUGAAAAACAGUAGAAGUGACUCAAACUUUCAAGUGCCAAAUGGAGGAAUACCUCGUAUUCAACCUCAACCCUCAUCCACUCUGCAAAGGCAGAAAAAUUUGCCCCGUGUUGUCUUCAAAACCAAACAGCUACUUCACACUCCAGCUACCAAAGGAGUUCCUUCUCCCAGUAAAUUCCGGUCCCCAGCAGCACCAUCUCCUCUGGCUUUGAGACAGCCGGUAAAAGCAUUUAGUAACCAUGGACCUAGCUCAGCUGUUCCAGAAGCCACCCAGCUUCCUCACAGCAGUUCUUCACCAGGGCCUUUAGCAGCUCCCAGUUCAGUCUCUCCAAGCCCAGCCAGCAACGUCAACAGUGCUACGCUUACAAGACCUGCAGGGACAACAGGGCUGAGGAGUGGUUUGCCAAGACCUAGUGCCCCCUCCACAGGGGGCAUACCAGUGCCUCGCAGCAAACUUGCACAGCCUGUUCGCAGAUCAUUGCCAGCUCCCAAAACCUAUAGCAACGUGAAAGAUGAGAGCUGGAAGGACGGCUGCUACUGAAGUGCAAAGCUAUAUGGCUCAGCAGGUACUCCUUCACCAGGCUUAACAGCAGAUCGAUAUGCAGACUGAUCAGAUAGGACUCUGUGGGGUUUGUAAAUCCCCCAACCUCUCUGUCCUUAAUUAGCACAAGCUGGCAGAGAUUAUGAAACAGCACUUUAAUGACAUUAACAUCAGAUACUUAGUGAUCACUCAAAUCUUUUACAUGAAUCACUUUUCACCACUGGAGCUUUUUUUCUCCUGCUUCUUUAAAAAAGUUUUUUUUGUUAUAACUGCUCACAGGGGUACAAUGGCCAACAUCAGGGCAAACACCUAACAAAAUGCCAAAGAAAUGUCCAUCUUGAAAAGUAGUAUGUAAAAUAGUAAACAAAAAUUUCCAAAACAUCAUAUGUGACUUGAUUUGAUUUCAACCAAAUGCAGUUUGGAGAUACAGUAUAUAAACAUUAACAUAUUAAUCAAAGCAAGCAAAAUUGGAUUGCAAAGUGCUACUGUGGUGGUAGGAUUGUGUUUUAAACAAUUGUGGAAGAUUUAGAUGGAGAAUUCCUUCGGUCGCAAUAGAGCAGGAGUCUCACUAAGGAAGUAGUAGGGAAGCCAUGUCACUGUUUUAUCUUUUUUAAACAGCUUGGAUGUCAACAUAUCUCCCAGACUUGGAUGGGAUAGGUUGAAUCCUUUUACAUUGACUUGACAUAUCUGGUUUUGUGCUAUUUUAUUUUAAUUGCCAAAAGGGCUUAGUAUCAGUUGUACAAUCUUUCUAAACCGUGCAGUUCCUGGCUCAGGAAGAUGGCCUUUGCUAUUGUAGCCACAUUUUUAACACACGGCUCACACUAUUUUGAGAAUUCUUUUUUUACUGCAAGUUUUCCUUGAAAAGGAAAGAGCAAGUAUCCUUUAAGAAAUCACACCACAGUGCUUACAGCCUGGAACUCAGCUGAACUUGCCUACAGUUAACAUGAAGAAAAGACAACUAUGCACUUGUAACCUAGAGGUUCUAAGGAAAUGAGUUGUACUGUUGAUACCAAAUGAUAUAUUCAUCUGGAUAAUGUUUCAUGGUAUGAGGGAAUUUUCUGUAACCCUUUAAAAAAAUUGAUUUCCUAAAUUAAUUUGUUUUUAAUUGUUACUACUUCUGCUGAGGUUAUUUGCCCAUGUUCGUAUUUUAACUAUGUACCUUGCCUUAUGCACCUGUAUUUUACAUUGUUGGUAAAAGUUAAAACAAAAACAAAAAACCCCACCCUGCCACGUAUGUUUACAAGGUAUUCAGUUUCUCUAGUGGCUGUCAGACUAUCCAAUACUUGUCAUUGUUUUUCCCUGUACUUGUUGGCAGGGUAUCCUACCCGGCAGAAAAACUGCUACUAUUAACACCCAAAGUCCCCCACCCUUCUCUUUUGUUCUGCAUUGGAAGAGUGAAGACAACAGGUUGGGAGCAGGUCAGUUGCUAAAAGAAAAUGCUUUUAUUAGGAGACAAGAGUGUAGUCUCAGUAUGACAAACUAGUCAUGAAACCUUUUGAAAGAAUCCAACAGGCACUUCUGGACUGCAUGGUAGGUUGCCUUUUAAUCUCAUUAAUACCUGGCUCUUAAAACGUACUUCUAAAAUCUUGCCAUGAAGAGGAUAAUCUUGGAAUUUCACAGCACUCAGAUUUUUAGCUAGUCUUCACAGAUUAGUGAACUAAAAGCCAUGCAACUUUUACUUGAAUUGGAAAGUGAACAAGACAGGAUAGGACUGGAUUUCAGCUCCAGCAAUCCCAUUGAGAUUACUUGUGGGCCACCUUUUAUUGACUUAGAGGGCUCCUUCCUAUGUUUAGUCAUGGGAUUCCUAUCUUGGGAAUUUUUAGGGUAUUGAUUUCUAAAGACAUAACAUGGGAUUAAGUUGUGCACAAAUCAGGGCCAAGAAAGACUUGGGCCUGAUGUGCCACUUUCUGGUUCUCAACAUAAUUGGUCUUAGAAGUAUGCAUAUACAAAAAUACAUCUUUAUACAAUGAAUUGAUUUGCAAGUACAGUGUGGGAAGUAGCAUUCCUUUAACUGUAAACAUUUCCUCUGAUUGUCACAUCCACUUAGACCAAGAUCUAUGGAUCUGGUGUGUCUUCCAAAAUCUGUGUAGCCAAUAACCUGUGAAGCAGGGAUUAUAUCAGAGCUGUGUUGUAUAGUUAAUCUAACACAUGCUGUUUAAAGUACUGAGCAGAAAACAUGAGGUACUCGAAUGUUUUAGAUAAAUCUUUUCAGCCUCAUUUAAAAAUUAGGCUCUAACAAAGCAAUGUUACAGUCUUCAGAAGUGAAGAAACUAUAAUUUGUGUUUUUAUUAGAACAGAAUCUUACUUGAUUUGAUUUCACUCAAAAAUUCAGAUGUUGCCUUUUUAACCAAGCUGCAUCACUGUAUUUCAUAAAAUACUUUUAAAAAUAAAGCUCAGCUAUUUAUUCAUUUUGAAGAUGUAUUACAUUUUGGAAACAUCCUGCAACUACAUCAUAACAAACAUCCAGUAAAUACAAAAUCCUGAAAGAAGAAAACUGCCAGUUUAUUAAGGGAGACUGUUCAUUACCCAUUUAUUUGAUUACCAGGACAUCCUAGGGCUUUCUGUGUUAAGAGAUUUGGGUAUAUUGAAGAAGUGUGGAAACAUGGAUUUGAUAAACUAGUGCCUAUGAUUUACUUAAUUUAUGUUUGAUAAUAGUAGUAAGGGUUUUAUGAAUGUGGAUUAUUUUUUGUGCCAACAGCUCAGAAUUGUAUGUAUGUAGGCAGAAAAGAAAGGAGUUCUGCUUCCAAAGUUAAUUUAAUUUUUCCUCAGUGUUUGAAUGUUUUUGUAAGUGUUAAUAAAAGUGUAAAAGAAAAAUAUAAAUAUUCUUACCACAAUGCUUUUUGACUCCUUUUUAAAAAAAAUAAAAUCCGUAUGUGUACUUAAA